This is a messenger RNA of Abrus precatorius (Indian licorice), 1334 nucleotides long. RefSeq names its product protein ELF4-LIKE 4-like. NCBI's taxonomy places the organism in Eukaryota, Viridiplantae, Streptophyta, Magnoliopsida, Fabales, Fabaceae. The coding region runs from base 503 to 847 and encodes 114 amino acids. The transcript is spliced from 2 exons. Gene Ontology annotation, biological process: positive regulation of circadian rhythm; entrainment of circadian clock. The record is from RefSeq and is a predicted model, not a curated record.
UUUUUUUACCUUAUUCAUAAAUGGGUUUGUGUUAUAUUAUUGGAAAGGAAGACUCAUUGACUUGGCCUUUUGGAUUCCCACUACUGGGUUGGUGUUUGUGUUAUGUGUGUUACUGUGUCGUGUUUUGUACCAUUUUGAUUUCAUUGGUAGCAGUAAAAAGAAAAGGUUCUUUCUUGUGGUAAAGGGUGUAUUGCUUUAAGUCACUGAGUGAGAGGAAAAAAGUGUUUCUUGCUGUUGAUGUCUUUUGAUUGGUCUCUGGAAUCUUAUGCAAACCCUUCCUUCCUCUUUGCUUGGUUGGUUUUGCUUAGGAGAUAGAGGAAAGAAUAGGUAAAAGUGUGUGUGUUGAUUGUGUUUCCCAAAAAUCCUGUUUCAACUGAGUCAACCUUUUGAAUUGCUUUUCUCAUCUGCAAUCAGAUAGGUUAUGCAUCCUUCCCAGCUGCGUCUUUUUAGUUUCUUCUUUAUAUUUUGAUUAUUUGUUAAUUGAAUCCUAAGUGUGAUUGAAAUGGACGGUGAUAUAUUUGGAGAUAUCGGUAAUUCAACUCAAGUAGAUAGCAGACUUUUACAGGUAUUUCAGAAGAGCUUAUUGCAGGCUCAAGAUAUUUUGAAUCAGAACCGAAUUCUAAUCAAUGAGAUAAACCAAAAUCAUGAGUCCAAGAUGCCCGAUAAUCUGAGUCGAAAUGUGGGUUUGAUUAGAGAGCUCAAUAGCAAUAUCAGAAGGGUGGUAGAUCUCUAUGCUGAUCUUUCUAAUUCUUUUACUAAGUCCCGCGAAGCGUCAUCAGAAGGCGACUCCAGUGGGACUCUGAAGUCUGAUGGAAAAGUCAACCAGAAGAGAAUUCGAUCCAGCUAAUUGAUUGAAUUUGAGCUUUCAGUUUUCGUGCAAUCAAGAAGUUUAUUCUGAUGCUGGAAAGCAUUUGUUUGGUAGACUGUGUAACAACUCCAAAGUUUUUUUGUGCCAAAUCUUUCAAAUUGGUUUUGUCUAGAAGGAUUAGAACUUUAGUUAUCAUCUGAUCUAUAAAAAUAGCAUCAAUUUGAGGACUAUACAAUUGUGAUUUCGUGUAACUUUGUUAGCUUCAUGAAAUGAAGCAUGUUCAUGGAUCAUGUAAUCAAGUUUCCAAGUUUGAACUUCUUGGAUCUACUGAUAUUUAGUGGUAAGUUUUGGAUGAUUAUUUAGUUGUUGAUCCUUUUGAUCUUUUGGUUAUUGCUUGUUGCUUUUCCCUUUGGUUCUGUAUUGGAUAUUAGAUGCCUGAGAUCCCAUAACUAACACUUGCUGCUUAAUAAAUGUAAUCAUUUAUUGAUGAUUGUGAUCUUUCAAUGAGGAUUAAAAAGUAGAGUUU